This is a messenger RNA of Aspergillus oryzae RIB40, 2871 nucleotides long. RefSeq lists its product as uncharacterized. The transcript has a single exon. The record is from RefSeq and is a predicted model, not a curated record. NCBI's taxonomy places the organism in Eukaryota, Fungi, Ascomycota, Eurotiomycetes, Eurotiales, Aspergillaceae. Bases 1 to 2871 code for a protein of 956 amino acids.
AUGUACCGGAUAUCCAUCCCUCUGGUCCUCUUACUAGUACAGCAGACUGUCAGUCUGCCGGCGCCUGAGGAUUAUUCCGGUGUUACCAAUAACGGCGCUUAUGGCGUCUCCGACGCAUCUCUGAAUGCCAACGUCGGUGGCAGUAUCCCUCAACCGGCUCAGAAUGGAAUCGACCCCCAGAGUUUGGUUGCGAAUGAUGCUGAUCUAAACAACCAGGUGAAUCCGGAACCCCCAGCCUAUGGCAGUGCUAUCGAUGCUGCGGCCUCCCAAGAGGUCAUAACAUCAACAAUAGUCGUAACGUGGACUAAGCCUGGAGAUACUAAUCCAACAAUGGCACCAAUCGCUGCUCCGGUUGACAAAAGUAACUUUAUCGAGGCAAACGAGGACGCCGGACGCCCAGCAGCAGACGCUUGGGCUGCCUUUGACUCCUCGUCUUCAGAAAACGUUAUCAAUACUCCACAUUCAUCUAGCGCCCCUCUCAUCCAUGCUAGUAGCCACUAUGAAGAUGUGGGUAUACAAAACUCCGGGUAUCCGACCUCAAGAUCCGCACAGUUUAUCCCAGCACCAGAGCCCUCGUCUCAAGCAUCAGUUACGCCAGUUCCCGACCCAUACCCUCCGUCGAACGCCGCAGACGAUUCUUCAAACACCACAACAGACGACGACCUGCUUCCUCCAACAAGGGCACCACGGCUGCCAACGUUCACAGAUGUGCCACCACGAUUCUCUACCUUGAGCAUCGAGUCCAUGGCGUCGCAGAACGGCCUUCUCCAGACCGCCAUUAAUGGCAUCUCAACUAUCCUUCCUGUCAUUAACGGACUGGGUUUGCUCGGAAUUGAGACUGAGGGUACAUAUUUCAACCUGCCUGGCUUGCUUGACGCAAUUGAUAUUCCCUGUCUCUUCCGCUGCAGUACGCCCCCUUCACCUGCAAGGCCUCAGCCUGGAGCUGUUCCGCAGGCACCGGCCGCGGUACAAGCUCCACCAGCAGUGGCUCCGCCGGCAGUAGCUCCGCCCGCCGCUGGUGGUGCCGCAAUGGGAGGUGGUGCCGAAGCAGCUGCCGCUGCCGGUGCUGGUGCUGGGCUUGUCGGUGCUAGUCCUGCUGGUGGUGCCGAAGCCGCUGGUGGUACUGUUGCCGGUGGUGUUCCAGCCGCUGCUAAUGUAGUGAAAGGUGGUGCGGAAGCCGGUGCUGGUGUAUUAGGUAGUGGUGUAGAAGCCGCUGGUGGUUCAGUGGGCAGUGGGCUUAUUCGUGCAUCAGCAGAGGCCCCCCAAGUCGAAGCUCCACCGGCACAGGGAAUUGCCGCCCAAGUGCCUGAAGCUGCUGGCGGUCUGUCCAAUAAUCCUCUCUUGAGCGUACCUGGCCGAAGUCUUCUAAAAGGGGUAGAAAACGGCAUCCAAACCGGCCUUGAUCAAUCAGGAGGAUUGCCUGGCAUAAAUAAUCCGCCAAGUCAGUCUCUAGAUGGGCAGGCUAAUGACGUGCUGAGCAAUGUGGGUCCGCAACCAGGAUCGGACUCUACCUUGAACGCUCCGGUCAAUGGCAUGGACAAUAGUGGUGUUAAUGAGAUGAUUCCUCCUGUGGCCGCGUCAAGUUCCACUCCUCCACAGCCUGUUCAAAAUGGAUUACAAAAUGACGCUGGGAACCUCAUGUACCCACCUCCACCUCCUAUGCCGCUUAACCCUCCCCAACCAAGCUAUGUCCAGGAUGGGCUACAGAGGGGUAUUAAUGACAAUACAACUAUGGCUGGAGGUCUCAACAAUGGGUACGGCAACAACAUGGCCCCCCCAGCAUACUCUUCCCUGGCGAGUCCGCUCCAGAAUGGUAUGAAUGCAGGUAUUGGGAGCAAUAUGCAACAGGCAGGCAACAUCGGGCAAAAUAUGCCUCCUGAGGCCGCGACAAUGAAUUCAUUCGCCAGUGGCGCACAGGGACCCCCGGCGUCGGGACAAUUGAUGCAGCCUAAUGCAGCAGCGGGAGUGGCCAUGGCUUUGCCAGUGCAAGGGAACUCCCCCUCCUCUAAUGGCGCGUUGAUCAACGCAGGAUCAUACGGGGGCUCCAGCAGUAUGCCACUAAUCCCGAUGUCCACGAUGAUGGCAUCGCCGAGCCAGACCCCUUCCAUUACCCCUGGGCCUUCGCAUACACCGACGCCGACACCCACACCUACACCCACCACAGCAUCAAGUAGUGAGCCUCCAGCCGUUACUACGACGCAGUUCAAUGGUGAAGUCGUGUCCUGCGCCUCGGGCAAGUACCCCGACGACGAUCACUCAGCAACACCCGAGUGCGCCGGAGAAACCAAGGUGGUGUCCACCGUUGAAUCUAUCGCCUCUGCCUAUGCAGCCUCCGUGUCUGCUGAGGCAUCUGCCGCCGCAUCGAAAUCCGCUGCCGAGGAAUCUGCUGCCGCGUCGAAAUCUGUCGCUGAAGCCGCAGACGCCUCGUGGACUUCCGCUGCUGCAAAGCCAUCCGCCACCUGUGACAUAUUAGACGACAAUGGAAAGAACAAGGUUAUAUUCCGGGUUGGUGGUAUCAAUGGCUGGACAGAUGGGAGUUCAUUCUCGGAAAUCCUAAAGACGAAAUGCCAUAGGUUCAACUUUUUCAAAACCUUCACGAUUGCGGAUUACCUCUUUUACGGGCAUGAAAAGUCAGAUUUCGAAGGCAGGCAGCGAGACACUGAGAAAGUUACGUUCACAAUGACCGGCUUUAAGAAUGGCUGUGUUGAGGAUGCGAUUCAGGAGGCUGGUGGACCAGUACACGGUAAAGGGGAUGGUGAGCUCACAUGCCAGCAUAAAAAGGAGGACUCGUUACCACCGAAAAGUCUCAAAGAUGCACAGGAUGCCGGGGAGAACAUUGAAAAUUGUGUCUUUAUACCUGUAGUACAUUAG